UGGGACGUUCAAGAGAGAGAGAGAGAGAAGAAGCCUUUAUAUCAUCCCCGUCAGUCCGUCAACGCUCGCUCAGUCCAUCUCCAGCUUCCCAUCUGCUCUGACAGACGCAAUUGACAACUUCCCACGUCUUACUUGUGGUACUGGCUGCGAACUGAUUACAUUGCCCUGUCGAUUCCGCCCAGCUCCGUCGAGCUGCCCUGCUCUACCACACUCAUCAUCGCAUCCGGAUUGCUGGUCUUGCUACCAACCCAGAAAACCAUAUCUUCCCCCCCUCCUCGCACACGUCACUCCUGCGCAGUGUCUUCACGGGACGCUCGGUGCAAUUCGAUAAAUCCAACCAUCCUUGCUUUGCUACCUCAGUCCAGCUAUCCUUCCAUCGAACCCCGCCCUCAAGGCAGACCAGCCAGCAUCCACCAUGCAUCGCACGUAUUCUAUGCGCCAGACGCGCGCUCCAACCGCUGCCCAGCUGGAGAACCCACCGCCUCCGCCAUCGUCGACCAAGACCGGUCGGAUCUUCGGAAAGGGUGGCUUUGGCCAUGCUUUUCGCAAGUCGGCCGCCGGCGCUUUCGGACCGGAUCUGGCUAAGAAGCUCUCGCAACUGGUGAAGAUGGAGAAGAACGUCAUGCGCAGCAUGGAAUUGGUGGGAAGAGAGAGGAUGGAAGUUGCGCAACAACUUUCCAUCUGGGGCGAGAACUGUGAUGAGGAUGUCUCCGACGUCACUGAUAAGCUGGGGGUCUUGAUCUACGAGAUUGGAGAGCUCGAGGACCAGUUCGUCGACCGUUAUGACCAGUACCGCAUUACCAUGAAGAGCAUUCGCAACAUUGAGGCUUCUGUGCAGCCCAGCAGAGACCGCAAGCAAAAGAUCACCGACGAAAUUGCCAAGCUCAAGUACAAGGAGCCCAACUCCCCCCGGAUCGUCGUCCUCGAGCAGGAGCUGGUUCGUGCGGAGGCCGAGUCCCUGGUCGCUGAGGCUCAGCUCUCCAACAUCACACGAGAGAAGCUGAAGGCUGCCAUGAACUACCAGUUCGACGCUCUCCGCGAACAUUGUGAGAAGGUUGCUAUCAUUGCCGGCUACGGAAAGCAUCUCCUGGAUCUCAUCGAUGACACGCCCGUGACUCCCGGAGAGACCCGCCAGGCCUAUGAUGGCUACGAGGCCAGCAAGGCGAUCAUCCAGGACUGCGAGGAUGCCCUCACCAACUGGGUCACCUCCAAGGCUGCUGUCCGGUCGAGCUUGUCGACCCGUUCUCGCACCCUCUCCCAGCGCCGCCGCAACAACGCGUCCAAGAACGGUGAGGGGGUGGACUUGGCCAGCCAGGAUCAGCCCAUGAGGGGAGACAGAGAUUCCUGGCUGCCGGCUGACCAGCACCCGAGUUACAACCAGGAAGAAAACGAGCAAUACCAAGACGGUACAGACGAGGAGCCUAUCGAGGUGGCUGGCGCCAACGGAGAGCAGCGUGGCCGCGUAGAGGAGAGGGAAUCCAUCGUCACCGCCUAAGCCUAUCCUACCCUCUGCUCACUCUUCUAUGACUGUCAGAUGACCGCUUCUUCCACUCGCUAUUAUCACUGGUCCUGUAAU
Paecilomyces variotii is the source of this 1576-nucleotide messenger RNA. RefSeq names its product primary component of eisosome. NCBI's taxonomy places the organism in Eukaryota, Fungi, Ascomycota, Eurotiomycetes, Eurotiales, Thermoascaceae. The coding region runs from base 416 to 1495 and encodes 359 amino acids. The transcript is spliced from 4 exons. The record is from RefSeq and is a predicted model, not a curated record. Gene Ontology annotation, molecular function: lipid binding. Gene Ontology annotation, biological process: eisosome assembly; negative regulation of protein kinase activity; endocytosis. Gene Ontology annotation, cellular component: plasma membrane; eisosome filament.